This is a messenger RNA of Dichomitus squalens LYAD-421 SS1, 3086 nucleotides long. RefSeq lists its product as uncharacterized. Bases 1 to 2508 code for a protein of 835 amino acids. Lineage: Eukaryota; Fungi; Basidiomycota; Agaricomycetes; Polyporales; Polyporaceae. The transcript is spliced from 5 exons. The record is from RefSeq and is a predicted model, not a curated record.
AUGUCUUCCCGGCCCCAGCCCCCCUCCUCCUCCCGCUCCUCCAGUUCCCCGCCCGCCCCGAAGACCAUUAAGCUCAGCCCGCACGCCCUUCUCGCUCUUCCCCACCGUCUAACUCAUCCCCCACCUCCGCAACCGAAGAAGACAUCUUCGACAUGGGGCAUCACCCCGCAUUUUCGCAUACCGCUCCAGGAGAUCCUUGACCGCAAGCAUCUCCCGCCGCUUGGGCUGAAGGACUUUGAGGAAUGGCUGCUUUUCAUCGACCGCAUGCCGGAAUGUCUUUACUUCAUACUCUGGCUACGAGAGUACAAGUCGCGCUACACCGCGUGGAGGCGACAGUCAAAGCCGAGUUCGCCUAUUCGAUGUUCGUCGAGCCCCGGAGCACCGACGUACCGCUCGGUCACCCUUCCCCCACCUCCCAAUCCCGCGCUCGCACAGUUCUAUAUGCGUGCCAAAGAGACGUUCCUUACGCCCUACGCGCCCUACGCCCUCCCCGUGCACGCCGACCUUCUCGCUUCGUUCAGCUCCUCGCUCGAUCUCGAGCUCAGCUAUCGGCGGCCGUCAAACUUUUCGAUACAGGGCCCGGAUCCGCUGCUGACCGUCCCGGGACAGCCGCCCCCGCCGCCGUACCCGGAGAUAUUCGAGGAGCUGGAGGAGCGCGUGACGGCGAUGCUGUCUGAGAGCCUGGACCGGUUCGUGCUGGCGACGUUCCACAACGUCGGCAUGCCUCGGGCGUAUUGCGGCUGCGCGGGGGGCACAGUCAUCGGUCUCACAGGAAGCGCGCCCAUCCUCCUCGCCAACUUUCUCACCGGCGGCUCGCGAUGGUGGCGUUUCUCUGCCCUCCCUGGUCUCUGGCUCGGCAUGACCAUCGUCAUCUCCGCCAUGUACGGUGUCUGCAUGAUGAUCUACGUCUUCGGUGACCUGCGACAGCUUCGUUCGUUCGAACUCGCUCGUGUGUCCGAGACUGAAGGACCAGGUUCUUCAUCAUCAGCGAAGGAGAAGAAGCUCAUUCACGUCGGGAAGUUGUCCUCAAGCCACCCGGCGCCUGAGUACGGCGCUGACAGCAAGGGGAGUAGCAUUCGACCGCUUACCGGUCCCCCACCCCCACUAUUCAGGCAGUCCGUGUUCUCAGAUUCUGCUACGCCUCCUCGUUCCCCUGCCACUGAUGUUUCCGUCUCACCGUUGUCACGUCCCGCACCACCCAAGCUUCGAGUGGUGGCGCCUCCGCCCGCCCACACGUUCACGCACGUCCAGACGUCGUCUCGAGCCGAGGCCUCGCAGACGAAGAUGUCGCCAAUAGCGUUUGCCUCCACCUCGCAUUCACCAAAGGCUGACAUUUCACGAGAACACCUCGGCACGAACGAGUUCCUCUGCCACCUAGAAAGCGACUACAGCGACUCCGACUCAGAAUACGAAUCCGACUGCGAAACUGGAUCGGAGGCCGACGCGAGCUCCGAGGCGUCCCACGAUGCUCGAGCCGCAGCGACGGACGCCACAGCGGCAAGUAAUAACGGAAAACGUCCGCGAGCUCGGCGGAGACGGCGGCGUGAGCCCGAGAUCCACAUUUCGGAUGCUAUAUUCGAUGAGGAGCCGUGCCCGGAGGGACCUGCUACGGCUGAUGCUCAAGAGCGUCGGCGUAGCUCAGUAUGGGGAGAGAGCAGCGACGAGGACGUCGGAUCGGGCGCGACGUUCAUCCAUCCCUUCCGGUGGGAUCAGCUGGAGGAUUCAAUAUGCUCUCAUGACCUCGAGUCUCAAGCUGACUGUGCGGCUGAGCACCAACGAAUCGACGCUUUCGACUUCGACGGUCUUCCCAAGCGCUCGUCUCGACACAGCCGUUCGGACUCAGCUGUCUCUCCACUCCCAUCGGCCGCGACUCCAACAUUCGCAACCCCGGCCUUAGUUACGCAUACUCCCGCCGUCAAUCUGGAAAAGCCAUCCCGCGGAGUCCACUUCGCCUCUGGCUUCAACGCCUCUCCCCGUCCAUCCGCCUCAGCCGCGCCCGCCAGGCCUGAGGCGGCUGUAGGGCUCGUGUACAGAUUCCUGGGGUACCUACAGUCGAAGUGUGGCCCACGUAACGUCGCGAUGUACUUCCUCGGUGCCGGAGACUCGACAUCGACCGUGACCGGACCCGAGGGCGUGAGCGUGCACGGCUCUGAGCGCCCCACGGAAGUACGAGGAUCACUAUCCGGGCCCACAUCCCCCACGUCCCCCACGUCUACGCUCAGCCCGCCGUCUCUCGCUUUCCCCACAGCACCGGAAGCACUGGCGUCGGAGAAGUCGUUCGGCUCCUUUCCCUCGAAGCCGAAGGCGCACAGCAAGGAGUCGUGGCGGAAGCGGGUGAGGCGCAUGCUGCAGGUGCCGGCGUUCGCGUCGCCGCUCACCCCGGUGCUGAACCCGAUUGUCACGAGGGGGCAGUGGGAGAUCGUGGUGAGGAGCGCGAUCAUAGCUUUCGUGCUCAGCGCGUCGAUUGUCGGAGGGCUGGUGGGCGCGCCCGAGACUCGCGUUACGUAGACGCGAUUCGCCGCUUUCUCAUCGCCGGGUUUUCAUUGUGGGUUUCAAGGUUACGUCGUCAUGCACUCCACGAGACUUGUACGUUUGCUUGUCUAUCGUUGUCGCUGUCGCUCUGCAGUUUAGUAGUUUAGUAUAGCUUUCUGGCAUUUUACCCUCAGUUACGCGACGAUACCGUGUUUUCGAGCGUACUCUCCUCCUUUUUCCCCCGUCAUCGUCGUUAGGGGGUAUAGGUAGCCUGCGCAAUUUUCCGGUACCCCUUCUCGUGGUCCUCGAGAGAUCUUUGCAAACAGCAGCCUCCUUCAAGUACGCUACACUCCAUACACCACGCUUCCAGCUUGAAUUCUCCCGCGCACUUCACGACAGCCAUUCUCUGCUGUAUUAGUAGCUACGCUCCCGACCAUCCACGGGGAGCCUUCUUCGCAAAUCUUCUAUCGUCUUCGAGGCCCAACCCCGGUCGACUCUCCCGUCUUGCAGGUCUGGCGGGGUUGCCUCCGCGCCGCCUCUAUCUUCCGCUCCUUACCUUACUCGACUUGCUGGCGGCACUGGGCGGUCCUCUUAUUGCCCGCCGUCGGGCUCAC